This is a messenger RNA of Ostrinia furnacalis (Asian corn borer), 3137 nucleotides long. RefSeq names its product cyclic nucleotide-gated cation channel alpha-3. Gene Ontology annotation, cellular component: intracellular cyclic nucleotide activated cation channel complex; plasma membrane. Gene Ontology annotation, molecular function: cGMP binding; intracellularly cGMP-activated cation channel activity; intracellularly cAMP-activated cation channel activity. Lineage: Eukaryota; Metazoa; Arthropoda; Insecta; Lepidoptera; Crambidae. The transcript has 11 exons. The record is from RefSeq and is a predicted model, not a curated record. The coding region runs from base 242 to 2029 and encodes 595 amino acids. Gene Ontology annotation, biological process: monoatomic cation transmembrane transport.
UAGCGGCGAGGCGCCUCUCCUAGGCGGCUGGCGAAGUACGCCGCACACGCCGCAUGCACCUGCAACACCGGCGCCGCACCACUCACACAACCACCUCGCUCCUCCGCAUUGCAACGGCACUGACAGUGGCAGCAGAGGCGGUCUCCGACGGCGGUCCACAUACGCGAGCGGUCGGCUGCGCUCCGGCCCGCACUGGUCGUUCGUGUUCGACCCAGCUGGUCGGCUCUGCUAUUACUGGUCGAUGGUCGUGUCGCUAGCCUUCCUCUACAACCUCUGGGUCAUCGUGUAUAGGUUCGCCUUCCAAGAGAUCAAUGGCGAGACGCUAAUAGUGUGGUUCUGUCUGGACUACUUCUCGGAUUUCCUCUAUCUGGCGGACAUCUUGUUCCACUUCCGAACGGGAUACCUCGAGGACGGCGUCCUACAAACGGACGCGGCCAAGCUCCGGGCGCACUAUAUGAACUCCACGACCUUCUACAUCGACUGCUUGUGUCUCCUGCCACUGGACUUCCUCUACCUCUCCAUCGGGUUCAACUCCAUACUACGCUCCUUUCGUCUCGUCAAGAUCUACCGCUUCUGGGCAUUCAUGGACCGCACGGAACGACACACGAACUACCCAAACUUGUUUAGAUCAACCAGUUUAAUUCAUUAUUUAUUAGUGAUAUUCCAUUGGAACGGGUGCUUGUACCAUAUAAUAUAUAAAAACAAUGGGUUCGGUAGUAAAAACUGGGUGUAUCAUGACACUGAAACCGCGGACGUUGUGAAACAGUAUCUACAGAGCUAUUAUUGGUGCACGUUGGCGCUCACGACGAUAGGUGACCUGCCGCGGCCGAGGAGCAAAGGAGAGUACGUCUUCGUGAUAGCACAGCUUCUCUUCGGGCUGCUUCUCUUCGCGACGGUACUGGGACACGUGGCCAACAUCGUCACGUCGGUCAGCACCGCCAGGAAAGAGUUCCAGGCGAAACUGGACGGCGUGAAGACUUACAUGCGCAUGCGGCGGGUGCCCAACAACCUGCAGGUGAAGGUGAUCAAGUGGUUCGACUACCUCUGGCUCACGCAGAAGUGUUCGGAUGAGGAGAAGGCCGUGUCGUGUCUGCCGGACAAGCUGAAGGCGGAGAUCGCUAUCAACGUGCAUUUGGACACUUUGAAGAGGGUGGAAAUCUUCCAAAAUACGGAGGCUGGAUUCCUGUGUGAGCUGGUGUUGAGGUUGCGACCCGUUUUGUUCUCGCCAGGCGAUUUUAUCUGCAGAAAAGGCGAAGUCGGGAAGGAGAUGUACAUAGUGAACCGAGGCAAACUGCAGGUGGUAGGCGACAACGGGAAGACCGUGCUAGCAACACUCAAGGCGGGUUCUUAUUUUGGCGAAAUUUCCAUUCUGAACAUGGGCACGGCAGGCAACCGGCGGACAGCAUCAGUGCGGUCCGUCGGCUACUCGGACUUGUUCGUGCUGAGCAAGAAGGACAUGUGGGACGUGCUGAAGGAGUAUCCAGCAGCCAGGGUGCGGCUCGAGGCGAUUGCAGUCAAGAGACUUGAGAAGUAUAAGAAAGCGCCGCUUGAGAAAGUGGCGAUGGGUCGCUGCCAAUCGACGCCCGGGCUCGUGGAGACGAGCGGGCGCAUUCCCAUCGAGGAGAUGCAGCUACCGCCCGCGCCGGCGCUGCCGCCGAUGCACCCCUCUCACCCGCCUUCCUACCGGGACCAGCUUUAUAGUUCGUCAGUAAGCCCUCUUCGUGUAGCAUCGCCAGUAGCGUCAUUGGCGUCGAGCGCGCGUAGCAGCGCGGCCGGCGGCGGCAGCGUCGCGGCUGGCAGCGGCCCGCGCGGUCACAUCGACACCCACGAGCAGUUGGAGUGCGAGAUCAAGCGGCUGAGAGAACGACUGUACACAGUCGAGACCGAAAACGCCGCUAUGUCUGUGAAGCUCAAUCAACAGCAGUGGGAGGUGGAACACAGACUGCAAGAGAUCGAGAUGCAGAUCUGCGGCGGCAGCUCGCUCAGCUCGCAGGAGGACAACGAGCGGAAUCGCGAGAGCAUCAUUUAACGGCGCGCCUCGCCCGCGCCCCCGCGCCCCUUGCCGCUGCCAGUACUACGCGCCUCCGCCGUCUACUGAAGACACACCACGGCCCGACCAGUCUUAUAAGAACAAGACAACACGCCUUAUACAGCGUGUGUCGUAUAGUCAUGCUAUGUGACUCUUUGUGGCCAUAUAAGUGUGUGAAUCCCCCUCUCCCCUCAAGUCUUCAGCCCGCGCGGUCCCCUCAACCCCUCUGUGUCGUACUCCAGUGACUGUGACUUGUACGAAGACUCAGUGUUUUUACGGUGAGUAACAUAAUUAUGGUAUAUUUAAAUACGAAUUAACUUUAUCAAAUUUAUAUAUACGUAGUAUAUACGACUCGCUAAUAAUCGAGUGCCGUGGAGUGAGAUUUUGCCGAGACAAUAUUAUCUUAAUUAAAUCGUUUAGAUACAUCGAGGAGUGACGAGUGUUGGCGGGGCGUCGUGCGCCCGCGCCGGUCUACUUUAAGUGUUAAUUUGCAUGUCAGUCCUAAAGGGCAAAAUUGUGUUUCGUUUCUGAGCAAAUGAACGUUCGUGCGGUCGGCAACAAAGUCGAUAAACAAUUUUGAAACUUAUUACUGUAGUUGAAUAAAAAAUAAUACGGAAAGACUUGUGUUGCCGUGCGUACCACCCUUGUCUGUUUUAACGAAGUUUGUUCUGUUACAAUGAGAUAUAAAUUGAACUUUAUUAAUGUGACAUUGUUUUUCUUGUUUUUGCUGAUGUUAUCUAAUGGCGAAAUGUUUCACUCGAGUUGGAAAGUUUGUGUACAAAAGUUUACCGUAUCGUGUAAUAACUAACUGGAACUAUGUGCCAAAUAAUGGCCAAUGUGAAUGUGUUACGGAUAAGAUUUUUGUGUUAACUCAUAAAUAGAGUAAUGGGUAAUUUCUUAUCCAUUAAAUUUGAGCUUUAAUUAUAAUAAAAUCCCGGAAGACUUGAUCAAACUUUCUGAUAAUUACGUUCCAUUGUUCUUCCCUUGGUUACAUUAUUAUCAGUCUAGGGAAUAGUUCUUUCAUCGUCAAUAUUUGGUAUCUUAUAAUCUAUGUAUAUUCGUGAAAUAUUAAAUUCUGAUGCAGUUUUGCCCGUUGUAAUGAUAUAAA